AGAGGCUGGCCUAGAAGGCGCCACAUCCGGCGGCUGUCCCGUGGUGCAUAAAGCCGCAGCCACUGCUGCCACCACCACCGUUGGUUUCCAGCAGUAGCGCUGGCCUCCUCUUGGCUGCGGGAGCAGCUGCUCCAAUGCUCUGGAGCGGCCAUGAGCGCCCCGCACUGGUGGGACCAGCUGCGGGCUGGCAGCUCGGAGGUGGACUGGUGCGAGGACAACUACACCAUCGUGCCUGCCAUCGCCGAGUUCUACAACACGAUCAGCAACGUCUUGUUUUUCAUUUUACCACCCAUCUGCAUGUGCUUGUUUCGUCAGUAUGCAACAUGCUUCAACAGUGGUAUCUACUUAAUAUGGACUCUCUUAGUUGUAGUGGGAAUUGGAUCCGUCUACUUCCAUGCAACGCUUAGUUUCCUGGGCCAGAUGCUUGACGAACUUGCAAUCCUUUGGGUUCUGAUGUGUGCUCUGGCCAUGUGGUUCCCCAGAAGGUAUCUGCCAAAGAUCUUUCGGAAUGACAGGGGCAGGUUCAAGGCCGUGGUCUGCGUCCUGUCUGCAGUUACAACGUGCCUGGCGUUUGUCAAGCCUGCCAUCAACAACAUCUCUCUGAUGACCCUGGGUGUUCCUUGCACUGCACUGCUCAUUGCAGAGCUAAGGAGGUGCGACAACGUGCGUGUUUUUAAGCUGGGCCUCUUCUCGGGCCUCUGGUGGACCCUGGCCCUCUUCUGCUGGAUCAGUGACCGGGCCUUCUGUGAGCUGCUAUCUGCCUUCCACUUCCCCUACCUGCACUGCGUGUGGCACAUCCUCAUCUGCCUUGCCGCCUACUUGGGCUGUGUGUGCUUUGCUUACUUCGAUGCUGCCUCCGAGAUCCCGGAGCAAGGCCCCGUCAUUAAGUUCUGGCCCAGCGAAAGAUGGGCCUUUCAUGGCCCUUAUGUGUCCCUCCUCUGCGCCAACAGAAAUCGCCAGUCAAGAUCACAUGAUGGCAAGCGGAGGCUUGGUCUCUCUAAGCAUUUUCCCGCGUGCACCUCAAAGUUCAUUUGCCAGCCAGGACAGCUGGGGACGUUCCCAGAGUCUGGGGUGGGGGUUUGUCUUUAAAAUUCUGUUCCCUUGGGUUCUAAUUAGUGUGUCCGUGGCCCACCACCCUCUGCGGUGCGUGGAGCAGCAGGCGACUUCCCUGUCCCGAAGGGGAAGGAGAAGGUUGAGGGGCCACUGGGGAUGUCCUUUCAGUGUCCCUCCAGCUGCAGUGCUUGUUUGGGCUGCGUCGUUUACGGUAAUGGCAGGGCAGUGCCCUGCGGGACCAGCGCUGCUGCACGGCCUGGCUUCCGGGAGAGAUUUUGCUCCAGAUGCCACAGUACCCACAUGCUGCUCUCGGAGUGGCUUUUGCUGUGACAGGAUCUGCUGCCAGACAAGACCUCUGAUUGUGUGAUGGAAGAGCCAGAGAGUUUCAUUUGGGGGAAAUUGUCGGGAAAACGAAAGCAAACAAGUGGCACCCACACGGGACUUGUGGCAGUUGGAGAGGCCGAUUUUCCCCUCGCAGGUCUCCAUGAUCUAGGUUUUGUUUUACAUACAUGUGUGAAUCUUUUUCCGGCUACCUCCGCUGAGAGAUGGAGACUUGCCUUCAGAUCAGGGGAGCUCAUGAGAAAAACCCUCUAUGCCAAAAUGACUUUUAAGCUAUCUGAAUCGAGCA
Messenger RNA from Sus scrofa (pig), 1681 nucleotides. It is a transcript of the gene ACER2, whose product is annotated as alkaline ceramidase 2. Gene Ontology annotation, molecular function: N-acylsphingosine amidohydrolase activity. The record is from RefSeq and is a predicted model, not a curated record. Gene Ontology annotation, biological process: ceramide catabolic process; sphingosine biosynthetic process. Gene Ontology annotation, cellular component: Golgi membrane. NCBI's taxonomy places the organism in Eukaryota, Metazoa, Chordata, Mammalia, Artiodactyla, Suidae.